Molecule: messenger RNA, 3277 nt
Organism: Stylophora pistillata
Lineage: Eukaryota; Metazoa; Cnidaria; Anthozoa; Scleractinia; Pocilloporidae
Product: alpha-1,3/1,6-mannosyltransferase ALG2
Biological process (GO): dolichol-linked oligosaccharide biosynthetic process
Cellular component (GO): endomembrane system
Molecular function (GO): GDP-Man:Man(1)GlcNAc(2)-PP-Dol alpha-1,3-mannosyltransferase activity
Source: RefSeq, a predicted model, not a curated record
GAUGGCUGACACAGCGUAUAUCGCUUCUUGAAUUUCUGCCCACAGGAGAAAUGUGCUACUGAUUAUUGCAAUACUUAUCUUAUCUACCCUGAGGCAUCAUUAACCACUUGUAGGUUUAAAAAUAUUUUGAGAUGGUUCGAGUUGCCUUCGUUCAUCCAGAUCUGGGAAUCGGGGGUGCAGAACGGCUUGUGGUGGAUGCCGGCCUUGCUCUGAAAUCCCGAGGUCAUGAGGUUCAUUUUUUCACAUCUCACCACGAUACGUCCCAUUGCUUCGAGGAGACUAAGAACGGGACGCUUCAAGUUACUGCAGUUGGAGACUGGCUCCCUAGACACUUCUUUGGAUACUUUUACGCUUUUUGGGCGUAUUUAAGAAUGAUUUAUGUCUCCAUUUAUUUGGUGUUCUUCUCAUCAUGGCGGAUGGAUGUUGUAUUCUGCGAUCAAGUGUCUGUUUGUAUCCCGUUUCUAAAGCUAAGCAAAGCUCGGAUUGUGUUUUAUUGUCAUUUUCCUGAUUUGCUACUAACUCAACGAAAAAGCUUCCUUAAAAAGCUCUAUCGUGCUCCGUUAGACUGGCUGGAGGAACUCACAACUGGCAUGGCAGAUACAGUUCUUGUGAACAGCAAUUUCACUGCUGAAACUUUUUUGUCAACAUUUACAAGUCUGGGCAGUAAUCGCCCAUGUGUCUUGUAUCCUUCACUGAAUUUUUCUUCAUUUGAAAAACCAGUUGAAAAGGAUGAAAUACAAGACCUCAUUCCACCCACCGCCAAGUGUGUUUUCUUGUCUAUAAAUCGAUAUGAGAGAAAGAAGAACUUGAACCUUGCGUUAGAGGCACUAGAUUGGCUCAGAAAUAUUAUCAGUGACGAGGAAUGGAAGGAUGUACAUCUAGUUAUGGCAGGAGGAUACGAUGACAGAGUAACAGAAAACAAGGAGCACCACUUCGAACUCUGCAAACUUGCUAAACAAUACAACCUCAACAGUAAAGUCACAUUUGUGAGAUCAAUCAGUGACGCACAAAAGCUAAGUCUCCUUAAUCGAUGUUCAUGCUUAAUCUACACUCCAAGCAAUGAACACUUUGGUAUUGUUCCCAUUGAGGCCAUGUAUAUGAAGCGUCCGGUAAUCGCAGUUAACAGUGGAGGGCCGUUAGAAACUGUUCAAAAUGGCGUGACAGGGUUUUUGUGCAAUCCUGAUGCCGAAUCCUUUGCUUUAGUGAUGAAAGAGUUUUUGAAGAAUCCCUCUCUUAGUUCAACAAUGGGUGAAGCUGGCAAGGAGAAUGUGAUCAAGAAGUUCUCCUUUGAUGUUUUUGCUCAACAUCUUCACAGUAUUGUAACAGACGGAGGCCAGACAGGGACGGUGUGGUCAACAGCUGUGACAUGUUUUCUCAUGUUUGUAGUGUUCUCUGUGGCCUGCGUGUGGGUUGUCAAUUUCCAUAACAGUCACUGACAAGAAGUUUAUUAUAAUGUAUAACAAGAUCAUUUUGAUAAUUAUUAUUAUAUAUUAUAUGCAAUCAUUAAAUUAUGUGAUAAGUGAUGGGGGUUUCAUUAAGGGCCAGGCACCGGACAAAUUGUCCAGUUGUGAAGAUGGUCUUGCCCACCUGAUUUGACGGUCUGGAGGAAAGUUUAUCUUAUAAAGAAGUUCAGUUCAAAGAGUUUUGCCAGCCUGUGAAAUCCAGUUGCCCUCCUGCAGAAAACAUUAAUGAAACCCCUGAAGUGAAUUAAUAAAGAAAGUACCUUUUGCCAGCUUUAACCCAUGAGUGACCAAGACAGAAUAUCUCUUUAUGAUAUCAAUUCUGUAUCAAGCAGACACAUACGAGAAUAAAGAGAAAUUAUAGUACCCUAAGAGGACACGAGCUUACUAGUAAUGAAAAGUAAAUGGAGAAACACUAUGUGUGAUCAUUGAAAUGUCAUUCAUACUAUUUUAUACAAGAUCAACAAUGAACGCCGGGAUUAUUUUUCAGACCUAUCAAAACAAAUAGAAAGGUUUUGUGGUGUGCCAAUAUUCAAGGACAGCAUCCAGGAUAUUCAUAUCAACUUGCUAUGUAAGAACGAAUUUUUCUGUUGUUUAGAUUGUAUUUUCAAUUCAUUGAAUCCUUUACUCAAAUCCCUUCUUCAAGGCUACCUGCCUUUAAACUUGUCCCACCCAGACGACAGGUGCAUGUUCAAAGGUGCCUGCUUAUUCUAGGUUGGGAACUUAAUCAAAUAAAAACAGUAAGUCACUAACUUGGUGACCUAUCAGGGUGCAGUAUAGGAAGCUGAAAUUAAUUUUGGUAUUACCUAGUAUUUUUGUUCUAACAUUUAAGUGAGAUAAACAAUUUUUAUUAAUAUUUGGACAACCAGGGAGUUUUAAAAGUACUUUUGAUAAUGUUCUCAGUGCUCCUUGGUUGUUCGAGUAUUGAGUUUUUUCAUUUUUCAUGAACCUCAAGACACAGUUGCCAGCAAGCUUUUUAUUUAGUUAUUAAAGGUAACAAAGCUUUUAUUGUGGCCACCAUUUGACAACUUUGGAUUACCAAAUGGCAUCUUUGAAACAUUUGAGCUACACAUGUAAGAGCCCUGUUGCUAAUCCUGCUCAGUUCAGAUUUUUACCCUGAAAAAUUAAACUCAAUGUAGUAUUGAAACCAGAAAAGAAUUUAAUUCUUUAUCAGAUUGCAACUCAGUAAUGUUGUAAUGUUGUUUUCUGCCUUUAAAAGCACACACAACCCACAAUUCCUCUAUUAGCUUCUACGAAGGGCUUACUGUCAAAACGUCAGCUUUUAUAACCAUAACGGUGGCCAAUUUACUAUAAUUUUGUUGAUACAUUCAAAUUAUUUCAGUAAUGUUGUGAUUGUCUUUCACUACUUGACUGUAACAAUUUUAAGCUUGAUAGUCAAGUAAAAAGAGGUGUUAUCUGUUUGUGUCUCGGGCUUUGGGAAACAAAAAUUCAGGGUGCCCCACAGAGAAUCAAACACGAGACCUUUGGAUCUCAGUGUUGAUGAAAAAUGAUAAAGGAGGUAAGUCUCUAAAGAAACUGCGGUGCUGCGACAGUAGGGGGUAUUACAAAUAAUUUGCUUUUAUCAACAGAGUUGAUGAAGUAAAUUUGCCACCGUAAAUAGUUUUGAAAGCUGACGAAGGGCUUAUCCUUGAAAUGUCAGUGAAAGAAACUUUUAGCAGUGGUUAAUUUACAUUUAUCAACUCAGCAUUUUGAAAAAUAAUACUUUUAUUAUGAUUUAGAUCUAAUUAUCACAAUGUAUCUUUAUCAUCUAUCUGACAGUCUUAGGUCAAUAACUCAUGGGUAGGAGUCUGUACUAG